GCGGGAUCAGCGAGGGUUGAUCGGACUCCUCAGUACAAUGCGUCAAAAAUGGGAGAUAAUUAGGUGCUUUAAACGCUUGUGGAACUUGGCAAAUGAUAUGAACGACAUGUUUUGGGCCGCAGAUACCAGGCUCUCUAGGCAGAAGUGUACCACAGCUUGGCCACGAAGUGCGAGAAACUCGGGGGCGGCCCGUUACUCGUGCAAAUAUAGCGUGCUCAGGGAGGACUUGGAGGUGGCAAAGGGAAGGUCGAGCGCAAACACAUAUCAGGGCGCCAGUGGCAAGCUACGUGUACCUCGUAUAUCUACCAUCAUCAAGAUGCCAUGGCCGAUAAGGUCUUUGUCCGGGCGCUCCUGCUGGAAGGCGGAAACGACUUCGAGGCUGGCGGCAAGAUGUUCCCCGCACGCAAGCUGGAGUUGUUUACAGGAUCUCAAGGACAGUUUGGAGUCCAUUUGAAUGAAUGUCUCUGUCAAGGUUUACUGCAGGUGAAUCAACAUGACAAAAU
Diaporthe batatas is the source of this 503-nucleotide messenger RNA. RefSeq lists its product as uncharacterized. Bases 38 to 454 code for a protein of 138 amino acids. The record is from RefSeq and is a predicted model, not a curated record. The transcript is spliced from 3 exons. Lineage: Eukaryota; Fungi; Ascomycota; Sordariomycetes; Diaporthales; Diaporthaceae.